GUUGUUGCGGCGCGUUGUUUGUAAUGGCUCGGCAGGGUCAUGGCUCGUUGGUGCUUUUACAGGGGACGCCGCAGAAGGAUGUUGUAAUAAAGCCGGAUGCGCCAAGCACGUUGCUUUCAGAGAAACAUGCAGACUACAUCGCCUCGUACGGAACGAAGAAAGACGAUUACGAGUACUGUAUGUCUGAGUACUUGAGGAUGAGCGGUGUUUAUUGGGGGCUGACAGCCAUGGACCUCCUGGGACAGCUGCACCGAAUGAACAAAGAAGAAAUUCUGGCAUUCAUCAAAUCGUGUCAGCAUGAAUGUGGUGGAAUAAGUGCCAGCAUAGGUCAUGAUCCCCACCUUCUGUAUACCCUGAGUGCUGUCCAGAUUCUGAUCUUAUAUGAAAGCCUCCAUGUUGUUGAUGUAAAUAAAAUUGUUGAGUAUAUACAGAGCUUGCAGAAAGAAGAUGGAUCAUUUGCUGGAGACAAAUGGGGAGAAAUAGAUACAAGGUUCUCCUUUUGUGCUGCAGCAACUCUUGCACUUCUAGGAAAAUUGGAUGCUAUUGACGUGGGGAAAGCAGUAGAAUUUGUUUUGUCCUGUAUGAACUUUGAUGGAGGAUUUGGCUGUAGGCCAGGUUCUGAGUCACAUGCAGGACAGAUCUAUUGUUGCACAGGAUUUCUGGCUAUUACAGACCAGUUGCAUCAAGUAAAUGUUGACUUGCUGGGAUGGUGGCUUUGUGAACGUCAGCUGCCUUCUGGAGGUCUCAACGGGCGUCCAGAGAAGUUACCUGAUGUAUGCUAUUCAUGGUGGGUUCUGGCAUCUCUGAAGAUGAUUGGUAGGUUACAUUGGAUUGACAGAGAGAAACUGCGCUGCUUUAUUUUGGCUUGCCAGGACGAGGAGACUGGAGGAUUUGCUGACAGACCAGGAGAUAUGGUGGAUCCAUUUCACACUUUGUUUGGAAUUGCUGGACUAUCCUUACUUGGGGAAGAACAAAUUAAAGCUGUCAAUCCUGUCUUCUGUAUGCCAGAAGAUGUCCUUCAAAGAAUAAAUGUACAGCCUGAGCUUGUGAGCUGAAUCUCAUGGAGACAGCAAAUUGAUAGACCCUCUUGGUUUGGUUUUACUGAUUGGAAGUCAUCUUUGAAGCUUGGAAUAUUCUUAAUAUUCUUCUUUGAUAUGUGUUUACAUUACUACAGUAAAGCAGUAGCUUUACAGUGGGCUUUGUCACUUUGUGAACUGUAUUGUAACUGGCUUGUUGUAGUAUUCUGAGUGUAAUAUGUUCUUUGGUUGUACAUAAGAGAUGUAGAAACAUUUCUAAUCUGUAUCUAAAGAUAUAGGCUUUUUUUUUUUUAAUAACCAAGUUGCAGCAGUAGUGUGACUAGCUUAAUUUUUUCUAUUCCUGCAGUGUCAGCCGUGGUAGCAUCUGUCUUUACGCAAGUGUGUUCUGAUGGUGUGUCACACACAGCACUUCAGAAGAAUACAGGAAGAAAAACCACCCAACUUAAGCCGUGCACUUAAUGCCAAACGCUUGUCUGUGUAAUUCUGGCUGUUUUCACUUCUAUAUACUCAGAUGCAAGCAACUUCUUUUCAUAGUAAUUGUUACCAGUAAAAGCAACAAAAAAUAUGAUUCUAUUAAAGACAGGAAUAUACUCCUAUUACUGCAAAAGUUCCUUUUGACGAAAUUCCCCUGAUAGUUGAAAUGGAGCAUACCUUGAGUGUAUCUGCACUGAAAAUUGCUGAUGUUAAUCAUUAUAGAGAAAUUCUUCAUAGGAAAGCGACUUGCAGCUGAAUAUAGUGCUGACCGUAAAUUUAUUGCUGGACUGGAAUUCUGGCUUUGCAGCUUUUAAGACAAAAAUUGCCAGCACUUCAUUAUGCUGUAGUUGAGAGUUAAAUUAGCUGUGGAAAACACUCAUCUGAAAGAUGAAAUCCUUUUGUCUUGACAGAAGCCAUAAAAUUGCAUGUUUCUUCACAUCCUCCUGCACACUGUCUGAAACUGAAUUUCACUUCACAGUGAAAUGUAGUUGGGAGGGGGAAGAAGUUCUUUGGUAAUUGCUGUAUGUAUGCUUAAAGAAGGUCUAAAAGUAUUUCAACACUUCUGAUCACCAGCGGCUUAGUUUUAUCCAACCUAUUCAUCCUAGUAGAGAAUAAGGUGCAGCAACUUCUUGGGAAAUUCAGAGACUGAAGGCUCAAAUACUACGUUUGGGAUUUUUUGUUUUUUUUUUUUAAACUUUUAUUUCUCUGGAGGCUUUUAGAUGAUUAAAAAAAAAAAAAAAAAGUGGUUCCCUUCUAAUGGCUCAGUUUCCUGGUGAAUUAUUUGGUCAAAGCCUGGAAUUUAUUUUUUCAAGGUUUGGAAUUUAAGGCUGACUUUUUGUUGAGUAUGGGGGAAUGAGAGCACUGGUUAGGUUUUAUUUAUUUGUAAAAAAUACAUAGAAAGUUAAAAAUUAAGAAGAAAUAACCUCACAUCCGGGUAAGUGCUGCUUCUUUAUUCAGAGCUUCACUCUCCAGGACGUAGGCAUUUACUGCUUUUUCUGUGUUAUAUAAACAUAACAGAAUACGGUUCAGAAUUUCUAGUUUAGUAUAGACUGUGAGACAUUCUGGGAAUUAAAAUGUGGGUGACAGUACACGAGAGAAUAGAACACAGCAGGUUGAAAUCCUGUUCAUGUUAUUGAAACUUGUCGGAAGGAGGUCUGGUCACCUUGGUUUAAGUCAGCUGUAGUUGAUAAAGACCACGUUAUACAGAUUGCGGGCUAAAAAUGAAUGAAUAUGUGUCCAAACAAAACACUUCUUAAUUUUUUUUCUUCCGUUCUUUACUUCUUAACUUAUAGAUACUGUGUGUAUAUAUAUACAAAAAAUCAUCACUGUUUUUUGUCAUGCAAACGAAAUCAAUUCUUUUCAAUGUACUGUGGAAAAAAAUUAGUUGGCCCAUGUGCAUCUAUUAAAACACUUCAAUAUGA
This is a messenger RNA of Lagopus leucura (white-tailed ptarmigan), 2932 nucleotides long. RefSeq names its product Rab geranylgeranyltransferase subunit beta (gene RABGGTB). Gene Ontology annotation, cellular component: Rab-protein geranylgeranyltransferase complex. The coding region runs from base 24 to 1055 and encodes 343 amino acids. Lineage: Eukaryota; Metazoa; Chordata; Aves; Galliformes; Phasianidae. Gene Ontology annotation, molecular function: Rab geranylgeranyltransferase activity. The record is from RefSeq and is a predicted model, not a curated record. The transcript is spliced from 8 exons. Gene Ontology annotation, biological process: protein geranylgeranylation.